Messenger RNA from Agrilus planipennis (emerald ash borer), 592 nucleotides. RefSeq lists its product as uncharacterized. The record is from RefSeq and is a predicted model, not a curated record. The coding region runs from base 26 to 592 and encodes 188 amino acids. Lineage: Eukaryota; Metazoa; Arthropoda; Insecta; Coleoptera; Buprestidae. The transcript has 4 exons.
CUAUCAUCUUUUAUGUGGCAGUGUUAUGGAUUAUGCUAAUGAACAACAAACUAAUUUAGUUUAUCAAUCUUUUCCUGCAAAUAAUAAUGGAAUAAAUCCAACAGAAACAUCAGUAAUGCAAAGUAAUGAUUUAAAUAAUAAAGAGUCAGUAAUAUAUACUGAUCUAACAGUAAAUCAUAAUCGAUUCAGUACAGAAGCUGGACAUUACCCAUCUCAUGAAAAUUAUGGAAAUAAUGCACAAUAUCACAGUCCAUUUGAUGAGGUGUUGAUGUCAUUGGCAAAAAUAGAAACACGAUUGACAAAUAUCGAAAAACUCUUAAGAAAUUCGAACGACACGUAUGAGGAUGAUUUCAAUUUUCCGCCGGGUUUUCCUUUGAAAACUUUAGAAGAAUUCGACAGCUUUGAAAACGAAAUCAAUGAAGAUAGACGACAGAAGAUGGUCGAUCAACCCUAUAAAGUUGUUAUCGUCCGUCAUUCGGAAGUCGACCGCGAGGAAUUCACAGCAAACGAGUUAUCGAAGAAGAAGAAUAAUAAGAAAAGAGACAAACGGCGGUUUCGCGAGGACUGUUGUCCGCGCGAAGUUCGCGUAUGA